This is a messenger RNA of Archocentrus centrarchus (flier cichlid), 1729 nucleotides long. It is a transcript of the gene g6pc3, whose product is annotated as glucose-6-phosphatase catalytic subunit 3. The coding region runs from base 150 to 1169 and encodes 339 amino acids. Gene Ontology annotation, molecular function: glucose-6-phosphatase activity. NCBI's taxonomy places the organism in Eukaryota, Metazoa, Chordata, Actinopteri, Cichliformes, Cichlidae. The record is from RefSeq and is a predicted model, not a curated record. Gene Ontology annotation, cellular component: membrane. The transcript has 6 exons. Gene Ontology annotation, biological process: gluconeogenesis; glucose 6-phosphate metabolic process.
UUUCCCAUUGAACCGCCUUCCGAUGUGUCCCGCCCCCUACCGGAUGUACACCGGUACUGCGGACUUAAGUGCAACACUUCACAUGAAAGGCUGUGUUUCGAUUUCUCUUUGCAUAUCAAAGAGUUUCUACUGGGAGAGGACAGAGAGGAAUGGAGGAGGUUUAUACGCAAGGCGUCUGGAUUGCUGAAGGUCUCCAGCAGAGGACGAAGAGUCAGGAGAAAUUCUGGCUGACGGUCACUCACGUUGGAGACCCUAAAGCAGCUUUUCUGCUCGUCUUUCCAUUCACUUAUUUCAUCAGCAGAAGAGCUGGAGUAGCGGUGCUUUGGGUGGCAGCUAUAUCGGAGUGGUUGAACUUAGUGUUAAAAUGGCUGCUGUUUGGAGAGAGGCCGUUCUGGUGGAUUGGUAAAUCGGGUCUUUUUGUUAACAAGCAACCCAAUAUUCGCCAGUUUCCGUCCACGUGUGAAACCGGCCCAGGCAGUCCAUCGGGACAUGCGAUGGUGACGGCAGCAGUCUGGUGGGUUGUCGUGUCCUCGCUGGGGUCCUUUCUGUACUCCCGUACUCACAGCGUGGUGUUAUCAGCUGCUCCGUACCUGGUCUAUGUGGUGAUGCUGGUUGCAGUUGGAAUCUCCAGGGUCUUUAUCCUCGCGCAUUUUCCUCAUCAGGUCGUUGCUGGCUCCAUUACAGGUUUAAUUCUGGGGAUUGUUCUGAGCUGCAGAGUACCAGAAGGUCGCCCCCUGCUGUUCUUCUUUAGCUUCAGCUCUGUGUUGCUGUUCGGUGCUCUGAUGCUCCAUGCUGGAUUAAAGCAUCUGGAAAUUGACCUCUCCUGGUCUAUUGCAUUGGCUAAGAAAUGGUGCAGCCGUGAGGAAUGGAUUCGUUUGGACACAGCCCCAUUCUCCUCUCUGACCCGAGACUGUGGGGCCCUACUGGGUUUGGGGCUGGCCCAGUACUGGAAGCCUGGUGGAUGGUCACUGCCUUGGGCUCCAAGAGCUUUGUCUCUGGCUAUAUCAUCCAUGGGACUUUACCACGUGAAUCGAUUACCGCUCCCGGUCCGACCGCAGGAGCUUUUCUACGCCCUGUUCUUUGUCAAAUUUGUCCUAGUGCCUCUGAUUGUCAUGGUACUCGUGCCUGGGCUGGUACACCUAUUCACACGCAAAAAAAAGAGAGACUAGAAGAGUUCUUCCACAUAUUGUAUCUGAAAGACCUCCCAGAACCAGAGCUUCCUUCUGAGUUUCUAUAAACACCUUAAAUAGUUAAUGUUUCAGUUGUUAUGCUAAGUUGAAUGUCUUAAAAUUCACUAAACAAGGGCCUUUUGUUCAGUCGGUGGCAUGUUUCCUUCCCCUUCUUUUGAUGACUUUAUGGUCUUCAAGUUCAUGUAUUGGGACAUUUUGAUGUACUGUACAUUCCAGGGGAUGUAGUGUAAUCCUAAGUAUUGUAAAUACCACAGUAUUUUUGCUAAAUGGAUGUGGGAAAAGUGCAACUUUGGUUUUGUGUUGUCUGGAUCUUUGCGAGUCAGUUUCUUACGGAGGUUUUAAACCUCAGAUUUGUAGCCGGGUGAGGACGUGAACAUUGUCCAGAUGUUUGUUGCUUCAUGUUGUGUUAUUGUUUAGUGACCAAAGUCAUCCAAAAUAUGAAAAUUAUAUUUCUGUGUUCUACACAAAUCAGUAAAAAUAAAUGACUGACAUGCAGGGCGUGUUUCAGUUGGUAACCAUUUAUAAAUAUGUUCUCUGUU